AUGAUGUAUCGAUGUAGUCACCAACUUAGCCCUAAGCCUCGACUCGGCGCCGACGACCAUUGUGUACCAGUAUCCGACAAGAGCGAUGCCGAUAUUCUCCAGGACGGGCUCGACCCCAUCUGGCCUGAGGUCUUCGGCAGUCAGCCCUUUGAUCAACGGGAUGACAAUAUUAUCGAUGGCGGGAGCGACUCCAUCUGGCCUGAAGUUGGAUGGCCUGUCCUUUGCGGGGAGCUUCCUGAUGAUGAGUUAUUCCUGGGUGUUUCCCUAGACUCCAGCGACAACGGCGGCAACUCCGAACCGCUGGCGGAAGGCGAUAGGUCGAGCAAUGUUCGCCUGGAGUCAAGGCAAAACCAGUCUGCCCAUGGUGUCGUUGGCCAGGUGCUCCGGCAGGCAGUUGCCGAAGAAGAUGUGGUCAGAGAUGACGCUAGUCAACGUGCUGAGGCAGAAAGCGAACAAAAAGAUGUUGAGCAGGAUGACAUCGUCGUGGAUACGAUUCAAGACCGCAAGAUCAGCGACGAGGGGAAACGAGCCAAAGACAAAGCAAACGACGCAGUUGACAACAGUGACGCCACCCUCCCUCCCUUGGACGAUUCCUGA
This is a messenger RNA of Penicillium bovifimosum, 597 nucleotides long. RefSeq lists its product as uncharacterized. The transcript has a single exon. The coding region runs from base 1 to 597 and encodes 198 amino acids. The record is from RefSeq and is a predicted model, not a curated record. NCBI's taxonomy places the organism in Eukaryota, Fungi, Ascomycota, Eurotiomycetes, Eurotiales, Aspergillaceae.